Molecule: messenger RNA, 1115 nt
Organism: Moneuplotes crassus
Lineage: Eukaryota; Ciliophora; Spirotrichea; Euplotida; Euplotidae
Source: the annotation of a GenBank genome assembly
AAUGGAUCAAACUUCCUCACAAUUUUUAUCUACAGAGAGGCCCAGUGAUUCAUCAUUCUACAAAAUCAUACGGCAGUUCAGGAAGACCCAGUUGAACCCAAAGGCUCAUAUAAGGUCGAAGUUUUACCAAAAAGAGAGGUCGCCUAUGAAGACGAUUCCAAAGCUACAAAAUUUAUUUUUCAAGAGCUCUUCACAAAUUAGUCUUAAAAAUGAGAAGCUUCCCUUCCUUGGAAAGAUGAAUAGAGGUAGUCAGUCUGAGAGGAGGCUCAAGAAUAUCAAGUCUAUCCAAAGAGUCAGGCCGAAGGAAAUAGAGCUACAUAAGGCCAAUUAUAUGCAUAAGAGAGUUCCAACCAAGGUUUUGUGAUCCAAGAUGAAGUCUACGCUUAAAAGGAGUAAAUAAACUUGUUAACGACCAAACCGAGCCACAACGGAGAGAAAGCACCAGUACAACAAGGUCAAAAACAAAUGACAAAAAUUUGAAAACUCUAAUCAAGAGACUAGAAGGGCGAAGCAUUCAAGAAGAUGAUCCUGUGGCCAUGUCGAUUAUCCAGACUGGCUCUUUUCAGACAAUGGUUGAUCUCAAGACUCUUCGUAAAGAACUUGAGCAAAAAUAUGAACGCUUUAUUGAAAAGGUGAGAAUUAAGCAUAAAUAUUUCCCAGCUUACACUAGAAGAGGUACUAGCACUAGCAAGGUUGAGAAACAAGAGAAGACCGAAGCUUUUACAAAUGUGCUAGAUGGGCUCCAUGAAGAAGAUAGUGAAGCGUGAUUCACUGAGGAGGAAGAUAAGAAAGCUGACAAGGCACAAAACGAGAUCGAUUUUGGAAAUAAGCUUAAAAGUUUUCAAAUCACUCCUGAUCUAAAGAAGGCUGGUCCAAGUAACCUCUCUCAGAUUAGGAUAAUGAAUCGGUAUAACAAUGUCAGUAGGGAAGAUAAAAUUGAGCUUUGAAAGAGAGGUCUGGAUAUCCGCUGUGUAUCUAAAAUUGAUCAUAUCGAUAUUAACAAGAGAAGUAGAAUCAACCUAUCUAUCAGAGAUAUGAAACCUCUAUUCAAGAUGCCUAAUACCCACAGAAGCAUGCAUUAGGUAACCUAUCAUACUAGAAGAAGAAUCUGAUGU